Messenger RNA from Clarias gariepinus (North African catfish), 2176 nucleotides. RefSeq names its product nanog homeobox (gene nanog). The coding region runs from base 44 to 1252 and encodes 402 amino acids. NCBI's taxonomy places the organism in Eukaryota, Metazoa, Chordata, Actinopteri, Siluriformes, Clariidae. The record is from RefSeq and is a predicted model, not a curated record. Gene Ontology annotation, biological process: regulation of transcription by RNA polymerase II. Gene Ontology annotation, molecular function: RNA polymerase II cis-regulatory region sequence-specific DNA binding; DNA-binding transcription factor activity, RNA polymerase II-specific. The transcript has 4 exons.
UGUUUAAUCCGGUAUACCUGUUGAACCCACUGCUAGCACAGAGAUGGCGGACUGGAAGGUGCCGGUGAGCUACAACUACAGUCCGUCGUACCACGCUUACGCGUACGGGUUGAUGUACCCGCAGCCACACGAGCAAGCACACCCUAACAUGAGCUGGGCAGAGCAUGCUUACGGCUCCUCUGUAGGGCUGACCGGGGGCUACUACACCUCACAGCCGCCCUCCUCCUCUCAAACUCCACCCGGAAGUCCGGACUUCACCACCCCGAGCUCUGAGGCGCAGUACCCGGGCUCGGUGGUGUACUACGCAGACUCGAAGGGACACACGCAGACCGGCCGUCUGUUCCUCUCGCACAACCGGGUCCAGUUUGAUCACGUGAGUAAGGAGCAGGAGCGAGCAGGCAGUGACACGCCGAGCGACUCCGAGGGACACACACCAGAUUCCUGGAGUUCGGGGAGCAGUCGGGAGGGCAGCGCUGCACCGGUGGAUCUGGAUCUCUCCGAAUGGACUAAAAAAGAGCGGACACAUGAGCUGGACACCGGCAGCCCCGAGGUCGUUUCCAGCUCACUGUCCGCCCCAUCAGAAGAACCGAACUGCAUGAGUGUAGAGAGGGACUGCGGCUUGCCCGCGGUGUCCACAGUCCCGCCGUCCCCUGAGCCGGUCUCCGCGCCGCACCCGCGCAAGGCCAAAGCGCGCACCGCCUUCUCCGAGGAGCAGAUGAGCGCCCUGAACGACCGCUUUAACAUGCAGAGAUACCUCACCCCGGCCGAGAUGAAGACUCUAGCAGGGCUCACGGGACUCACCUACAAGCAGGUGAAAACCUGGUUUCAAAAUCGCAGAAUGAAACUAAAGAGGCACCAGAAAGAUAACAGCUGGGUAACUGAGCGGUACAUCACCACUGGGAUUCCAAACGCUCAGACUACACAUUCUCAGUUCCAGGUGGAUGCCCCAAUACUGACCCAGAACCUUUAUAACAACUCCCAAUUAAGAGAUGCUGUGUUUAAGAAGAGCCCUCCACAGACUCCCUCGUUUUACCUGAACUACCCCAGGCCUCUGUCCCCUUCCCAGGUCUCACCCAGGUCUCAGGGGACUUGGCGUCUACCCCCAGCUGUGCAGCACUACGAAUUCCUCAAUCCUUCCAGCUAUGUGUCAGCUGGUGGGAAUGUUGGUACCAGUGAUGCUGGCACUGUUGAUCCAGGCAGCAGCCCUACACAGAUGGCCACAGUGCAUAACGCCACACACUGGUCAUCUUAGUGAACUGCACUUGGCUGGCUGCCUGUGGUUUGUGUGCAUGUGUAAAUAGUUUUGAAUCUGUUUGUGAUCAUGGCAAAAAGCAUUCCAUGUUGCACUCAUGAAGGGUUGGGGGCUGGUCACUAUUUGGUUAUGACUCUGCUCUGACCGGGGGCAUUGGUUCCAGACCCUGACCCUCCAAGACUGGAACAGGAAACCCUAUUGUAGACUGUCUGUGAAUGGUUCCUGAUUUAAGGAGUCAUUUUUCUCAUUUUUUUUUAUUUUUUAUUUUUAAAUUGGCUACAAACUAAUUUGUCAAUGCUCUGAACAUGAUUUUCAUUCCUCUACUUUUAUAUGGAAGAUCUAUUUUUAUAAUUUCAACGCACCUCCCAGAGUAUUUAAUGUCUUACCAGGAACCCUUGCUCUUUUAAUCCCUGCAAUUCUCAAGGUGUUCAGCACCGGUCUUACAAGCUGUGCUUUUGCAGCCAUUCUACACAUGUAUGUUGUCAUGGGGUGUUAAAUAAAUUUUUAUUUGGUGUUCCUGAAAAUGUCUUCACCUAUGCUAAAAGAACCUUUUUAUAUAACCAAAUCUCUUGUCUGUGUUUACAGUAAGCUGUGACGUCCAAAUCCAUUUGUACUUGUAACUUGGCUUGUAUAUGGUUGUCUUUGAAGCUACCAAUGACUAAAGAAUGCAUUUGUUUAUUGACCUUUUGGUUUGGUGUAGCUUGAACCUUCUUGAUGUCCGUUUAGUAGCUAUAGGAUGGGUGCAAGUUUCCCCACAGAUGGCAUUGAAAUAAUCAACUUUUAUAUUGACCUCAUUCCUUAAAGUUAAUUUGACUAAAUCAUUGUAUUGUCGGCCAACACUUUUUUUCUUUUUUUCUUUUUUGUAAGCAGAUAAUACUUCAUCUAAUUUAAUUAUGUAUGUUUGCAUAAAUGCUUUUGAAUUUA